GCGCCUUUCCGCCCCGGAGUGGGGGUCCCGGGGGCCAGCGUGAAGCCCUUUGGAGGGGACAUAUCGGGUCCCCUGCCUUCCGACUGUCGCCUCUGAGUGUCUGCCCAGCGGGGGACGGUGGCUGUGAAGCCCCCCCAGCAGCAAUGGAUCCCCCCUGCCUGCCCUGGCUGCAGAGUUUGGCCAAGCCCUGUCGCCUCCUGCUCCACAUCCUCUCCUCGGGCCCCGCUGGGACUCUGGCUGCCCUCCGAAUGCUGCAGCGGGGCCAGGUCCCUGGGGCACCAGGGCAGGAAUUUCCCUGGCAGACCUUCACCACGGUCCUGUGUGCCCAGGAGCCCACGCUGGAGGGGCCAGAGGGGGCCCUGGCUGUCAAACCACGGCUUCUGCUGCUCCCCAUCGUGUGCCAGAGGAACCUCUUCUCUUUGCUGCACAUUGUACAAGCCAUGGUGCCAGGGGGCUGUCUUGGCCAGCUGCUCCAAGCUGUGGAGCUCCAGGAUCCCCAGGUGGAUCCCUGGGUGCAGACCCUGGGAGCUCUGCUCCGGCAGGGACUGCGGGGAAAGGAGCAUCCCCCACCUCCUGCUCCUCUGUCUGCUGGGUGCCAGCAGCAGCUUAGGAGCCUGUGCCAGAAAGUUGCCCAGCACAAACCAGAGGGGCGAAGAAAACUGAACUGGUGCUUCAGGCAGCAAGAUGAGGCUGCUGGGGAUGUGGCUGACUCUGAGCUUCGAGGUGGGAAGCGCAAGAAAGUGUCAGAGGAGAGCUUGGAGCUGGAUGAGGAAAGAGAGGGGAAAAGGUUGCUGCUGGAGAAGGAAGAGGACGAGGAGGAAGAGGAGGCAUGUGGUCCCCCAGGAACCCAGGAGGCUGGAGAUGGAGCAAGGGUAGAAGAGGAGGUGCCUGGUGUGACUUCGGGGGACAGACCUGCUCAGAGCCCAGCUGGAGCUGCUCUGGGAAGCUCCCAGCAGGAUGAGUCUGGGGAGCCCAGGAAGGUUUCCCAGGCAGAGCUGGCAGCAGAGAUCGAGUCCUUUCUCCAGGUGCAUGGACCAAGGCUGAAACUGCUGCUGCAGAAGGAGACCAAUUGCUCAGAGAUGAGCAUCCCUCCAGAGCUGCACAUUCUGAACAACUGUUCUCCCAGCCAGCUCCAGGGGCUGUGCUCCUUCCUUAAGCUCUCCACCUGCCCUGAGCAUCUCCUGCUGCGUUUCUGUGCCUGGCUGCUGGCUCUCACCCCCAACCUCAGCUACAGCAGUGCAGCCAUCCUGGCAGAGCAGCUUUUUCUCAGACGAGUUCUGGCCCUUACCCAGCCACCCUCCAGACACCUGAUGGCUGCCCUGGUUUCCUUUUGCUCCAAGUAUUCCCAGCCCUUCUGUCGAGUCCUGGUAGCUGCAGUGCUGCAGGAGCAGGGGGAAGCAGGAGCUGAGCAGACCAAGCUGGUGUGUGAGCUUGUGGAGGAGUGCCUGGAGCCAGAGAGUGUGAACCUGGUGUUGAGCCAGGUCCUGGAGGUGCCUUUGUCAGAGAAUCUCCUGCUGGUGGUGCAGGCUGUGCUGGGGAGGCAGGAGGUGCUGCCCCCUGACCUCUUUGAUCUCCUGGUCCUCACUUUAUCCCAGCAGACCCCAACCCUCACCACAUCACCAAGUUAUGCCAAGCUGGUGGUGGCCUUGCUCACCAGGUACCAGAGCCAGGUCACCCCAGCACAGAGGAGGAGUUUGGCUGCUGCUCUGGGUGGCAGCAAUGCAGCUCUGAAGAAAUCACUGCAAGCUGUGCUGCAGGGAGCCAGGUGAGGUGAGCACCAAGGGGAUGCAAGGUGAUGGCUUCCUUGGGUGGGAGAUCUGGGUUAGAUCUGAUGGGAGCUGCAGCCCAGGCCCUCUGUGGGGUUCACCACCAGCUUGAUGGAGACCCAGCAAGUGUGGGCUGUGGGUAGGUGGAGCACCCAGGCCUUGCAGAGCUGCCUUGUGCUGGUUUUAAGUUGUUGCUGGUUUUGUCACUGGGUGAUGUCACCUCAGCCCCAGGCAUGGCCCAAGGCUGGAAGGUGAGGGCUGUGUCACAUUUCUGGUUUGUCCCCAAGGUGCUGAUGGCACUUUCCAUUGCAAGGCUUUAGGGAUACACUAAUAAAAAAGUGUUUCUGCAGUGUGA
Calypte anna (Anna's hummingbird) is the source of this 2121-nucleotide messenger RNA. It is a transcript of the gene FANCE, whose product is annotated as FA complementation group E. The record is from RefSeq and is a predicted model, not a curated record. Bases 144 to 1769 code for a protein of 541 amino acids. Gene Ontology annotation, cellular component: Fanconi anaemia nuclear complex. Lineage: Eukaryota; Metazoa; Chordata; Aves; Apodiformes; Trochilidae. The transcript has 12 exons. Gene Ontology annotation, biological process: interstrand cross-link repair.